Messenger RNA from Penicillium vulpinum, 1056 nucleotides. Its product is annotated as zinc-binding alcohol dehydrogenase family protein. Lineage: Eukaryota; Fungi; Ascomycota; Eurotiomycetes; Eurotiales; Aspergillaceae. The transcript is spliced from 2 exons. Bases 1 to 1056 code for a protein of 351 amino acids. The record is from RefSeq and is a predicted model, not a curated record. Gene Ontology annotation, molecular function: oxidoreductase activity, acting on NAD(P)H.
AUGUCCACCCCAAACAACAAAGCUGCGUGGCUCAUCAAAGCUGGCUCUCCCCUACAAGUGGAUGAUGCUCUACUGCCCACAGCUGGUCCAGGAGAACUCGUCGUUAAAAACGCCGCGAUUGCCAUCAACCCUCUUGACUGUCAUAUGCAAGUCUCCGGAGUUUUCGUGCAGCAGUGGCCCGCAAUAUUCGGUUGCGAUAUUGCCGGUGAGGUGCAUGAAGUGGGAAAGGAUGUCGAACGAUUCAAGAUAGGGAAUCGUGUUAUUGGACAUGCUAUUAAUCUGACUAGUGGGCGCCCUCAGGAUGGUGCAUACGCUCUGUACACAGUAAUUCCUGCAAGCAAAGCGGCCAUACUACCCGACGAGAUAUCUUUCACGAAUGGUGUUGUGGUGCCGUUCGCAUUGGAGGCAGCUGUCUGCGCGCUUUCCCUCAAGGAGCCCGGGUUUGCCAUGCCCGGUGUAUCUACACCGGCACUCGGCCUUCCAUACCCCUCGCUACAAGAAGUGCCAUCCUCCGAGAAGACUCUUGUUAUCUAUGGUGGCUCAUCUUCCGUUGGCUCGAUGACAACCCAGCUUGCCGCAGCGGCCGGAAUUCACGUCAUAGCCAUUGCUGGGGAACACAAUUUUGAACUCAGCAAGCGGUGCGGUGCAGCUGAAGUAUUCGAUCGCAAUGAUACUUCACUUGCUGACAAGGUUAUCGAUGCACUUCGAAAGAAUGGUGGCGAGUUCGUUGGCAUCUUUGAUGCUAUAGGUACACCUGAGACUUACGCUCACGACAUUACUAUUCUUGAUCAGCUGGGUGGAGGGUACCUUGCUUCCGUGCACCCUCCUCCUCCUCCUAUUGACCUUCCCCCGAAUGUCAAUGCUGGUAUGAUUUUUGCGGUCAACGAUGUUGCGACGCCUGUCUGGGAGGAAUAUGUUACGCCUGCGUUGCAUUCUGGAAAGCUCCAGUGCCUCCCAGCCCCGUUAGUUGUUGGUAAGGGCUUGGAGCAUAUUCAAUCUGCAUUGGAAAAGUGUAAGACGGGAGUCAGUGCCACGAAGCUGGUAGUGGAGCUAUAA